This is a messenger RNA of Trichobilharzia regenti, 2674 nucleotides long. The record is from the annotation of a GenBank genome assembly. NCBI's taxonomy places the organism in Eukaryota, Metazoa, Platyhelminthes, Trematoda, Strigeidida, Schistosomatidae.
ACAAUACUACUAGUCUGUCUAUCAAAGGCAUCAGCUACAUAGGCCCUAGUUUGUCACCCGUUAAGAUAAAGGCAAUCCUUAAUCCAACCUUUCAACCUAUUGUUGACAAGUUCCCGGAACUUAAUUGCCCGUCGAACGACCUGCCGUGCAUAACCAGCAAUGUUAUGCACCACAUCAUUACCACAGGACAACCUGUGACAUCUAAAGCACGACGAUUAGCUCCUGACAAACUGAGAAUCGCCAGGAAUGAAUUUGACCAUAUGCUUAGCCUUGGCGUCAUUCGACCUUCGAAUAGCCCAUGGGCAUCCCCACUUCAUAUGGUUCCGAAGAAGGAUAGCAGUGAUUGGCGACCCACUGGUGAUUACCGGCGAGUGAAUGCCAAAACAACCCCCGGUUGCUACCCGUUGCCUCAUAUACACGACUUGACGGCAACCUUAUCCGGCGCGACUAUAUUCUCCAAAAUAGACGUGGUUAAAGUGUAUAACCAAAUCCCGAUGGCAACAGAAGACAUCCCGAAAACGGCUAUCAUUACGCCUUUCGGACUUUUUGAAUUUCUACGUAUGCCAUUCGGUCUCCGGAAUGCAGCCCAAACAUUCCAACGCUUCAUUGACGAAGUAUUUCGCGGUCUCGACUUUGUAUACGCAUACUUAGACGACUGCCUCAUUGCCAGUUCAGACAAGGAAACUCACCUUAGGCACUUGGACUUGGCAUUUGACAGGUUACGCCAACAUGGUGUUACCAUUAAUAUUCAAAAAUGUCAAAUCGGUGUUGACUCACUCGACUUUCUGGGUUACACUAUUGACUGCAAGGGCAUUCGCCCACUGGCUACUAAGGUCGAGGCUAUAUUGAACUUUCCAGAGCCACAGACAUUGAAAAGUCUCCGCACUUUUAACAGCUUAGUAAGCUAUUAUCGACGCUUUAUUCCCAACUGUGCCUCUUUGAUUCAGCCAUUGACAGACCUCCUUCGAGGGAAUAACAAGUCCAUAGAACUUGACGCGUCUGCUCGAAAUGCUUUUACCCAGAUUAAAAAAGCUAUUGCGAAUGCCACACUUCUGAUGUAUCAGGAUCCAACGGCACCGUUAAGUAUCUCGGUUGAUGCAUCAAACGCUGCAAUCGGCGCAGUUCUACAACAGCUAGUUGACAAAGAGUGGCAACCACUUGCCUUUUUCUCCCGGCGCCUUCAAUUAGCCGAAACGAAGUACAGCACAUUCGGCAGAGAACUUCUGGCUAUGUACUGUGCUAUACGACAUUUUAGACAUUCGGUAGAGGGUCGUGAAUUUAUAAUUUUUACGGAUCACAAACCUCUGACGUACUCUCUGAACUCACCUUCAGAUAAGUAUUCACCCAGGGAAUCACGACAACUGGAUUACGUCUCACAGUUUACAUCAGAUAUUCGCCAUGUAUCUGGAGUAAACAACACUGUGGCAGAUGCCUUGUCGCGCGUUUGUUCUUUCACCCUGGCUCGUCUUCAAAAAGAAGAUGCCGAACUUCAACAUGAGUUGUCGAAAACAACUCUACAAUUAGCUGAGAAACCCUUAGGUAUGGGAAGAGAUACUAUUCUAUGCGACAUUUAAUAAUAAUAAUAAUAAUAGUAUAUUCUCAUUUUGUACAUGAGAGACGCCAGUUUACAGGCAUCAUCAAUAUGAUAAAUUACAUAUACGAUUAGUAAUCAUAAUUAAUAAUGUUUUAAUAAAAUACACAUUUUUUCCUACUUGUGUAGGACACACCAAAUAUACAGGCAUGGGUCUGUGGGAACAAUAUGAUAACCAGUCAUUCAAUGGAGCACGUCAUGAAAUAUAGGAAUAUUAACUUCGCAUUAACAAAAAAACCCAAGUAAGUUUUGGAUGGAUUAAAAAUACUUGGGAAAAAAUAAAGCUUGAAGUAAUUCCUCAAUAUAACUUGGGUGUGUACAAAUCCGAAUCUUAUUUUUGAUUUGAUUUAUAUCCAAAUUGGGUAAUAAGGAAGCUAUUUUACAGAUACGAUCAGUUAUGUUAUAAGCUACAAUCGUGACGUUGUAUUACAAAUAGAUACUUUUCCAUUGGUAUAAGAGUAUAUUCCACAAAUGUAAUCCAGGUUGCGUCGUGGAGAAAGUUAAUUCGUUAUUAACCAGGCAACUGAAAGAUACGGGACCAAUAAUGUUUGCAGAUCAUUUGUCAUUGUAAAUGGUCAAAUAUCCACAUUAUUCAUUCUCAUUCAAAAAGUCAAAUGGAAGCUGAAAUGGUGAAAGAAAAAAGAAGACAAACAACAGCAACGCAAAAGAAAGCAACGGGAGUCCUUAAGGAGUGAUUAAUAAAUAUAUACAUAUAUAUUCUGUUUUGUAACUAUGCUUAUUUUUUUUCAUAACUAACUAGUCCCGUUACGCUAACUUUUAUAUUAUGUGUGAACUAAUAUUACUGUCCUGUGUAGAAAUGUUUAUCAUCUAGUUCCAAUAAUAUUAAAAUUUAUAAUUGUAGUUUGUUGUAACUACACGUUUAAAGAACUUAAAAUAUCUAUGUAGGGUGAAAAAGAAGGUGUAAGAGUCAGGCGCAAAAGUGCAUUGUCAUCUUUGAGCAGUCUGGUGACUGAGGAGAUGAACACUGGAAGUGUGUUUGCAUCGCGCACAUUAGCUGGUAGUCUAUUCCAAAUGACUGAAAACUUAUUUAAGAAGAAGUUGUACCGCACGUAAGUCUGACAG